CAAACUACACCUUCAACUAUCACUCGGUCCAUUCGACCACAUAAUCUAUUUCAUUUCCUUGCCUCUGCUUCUCGUUUGCAUUUGGCUGCUGUAAUCGUUCCUUCUGUCGCUCGCUCAGGUUCGGCAUCGACAUCAGCCGGUCUUCAUCAGUGGCGGUCCAACCGUCAGUCGACCGUCAGAAUUUUCCUUGGAGACUCCGAGGCAGCACAGACGAUCGGCUUGUCCCGCAUCGUUUUCGGUGAACCUAGCACGCUUCCCGAUUCUCUAGAAGAGGGAACUCGAAAACCAAAUUUCUUUAAUUCUGGGCGGCACAUCUCAUUUCAAUACGGCCUUGAACAAUCAGCGUCCGCAAGGCUUGGUGGAAUAUGCAUGGAGAAACGGAUGUGGGCGCCCUUCAAACCGCUCUGCGGGUGCUCAGUAUAGCCAAAACCGCGUACCCCGCCAUUCUCCUGGUCAUCUUUCUCGUGGGCUUUAUUGUGCACGGUAUCGUCACUGCACCAGAUGAUGGAGACAAGGUCAAGAUUCAUCCCAUGCGUGGGCCAGGUGGAAGGCCUCUGCCAGUUCGUCGCAAAUCCGCCAAUCAAGUCAAGGAAGCUGCGGCCGUUAGCAAUUUGCCUUCAGCGACCAAAACGUUCUUCAACGUCAUCCAAGCCGGUAUCGUUGUAACGUUUCUGGUCAACGCGGGUGUCCUGCUGUUUGAGACACUGUUCAACCGUGCUGACGAAUGGUGGCCUGGCAAGAAUGCUGUGAUAUAUGUCAUAGCAUCAACAUUCGUCUGGCUUCUGGUUUUCAUCUCCAUACUGGACGUCAAACCUUCACCAAAUGUCAUCCAUUUCAUUACUUGGAUUACUGCAGUGCCGCUAGAAGUGAUCAUCAUAGUCACAAGUUUGCGGAUCUACAGCGUACCUCAUUAUGAACCUCGGGUUGGUGACCUACUUGGUGGACGAUUCCGCGAAUCGAUAACAGCCUGGGAAGCUGUCGAAGUCAUUGCCUAUCUGAUCAGAUUUGUCCUGCUCCUCGGUGCAUGCAUCAUCUUUUUGAGUCUCAAGUAUCAGGCUCGAAAACCCAAAGACUCGGAUGCCCCAUCCCAGGGUGAAAGGACUCCUUUGCUUCAGGGAGAUGCGGAGGCAGGGCGUCAACCUAACGGGCAUGCCCAUGGCCAGGGGCCCACGUCGGAGCCUAAGGAGCAAGUCGAUGCCUGGGCGAAGCCAACAGAGGUUCCCAGCAUUACCUGGUAUGCUUAUCUGAGAGGGUUUGUGUUGCUGAUACCAUAUCUAUGGCCCAAAAAGUCCAUGAAAUUACAACUACUCGCAGGAAGUUGUUUUCUCAUCAUGGUCGCCCAGCGAGUCAUCAAUGUCUUCGUGCCUAUCCUGGUGGGCAGGAUUACAGACGCUUUAUCAGGCGAUGAUGGCAAAGGAGUCCGAGCACCUUGGGUCGACAUCGCCUUGUACAUCAUGUUUAGAUGGCUUCAAGGAUCUCAAGGCAUUCUAUCCGCAGCCAGGUCCAUACUCUGGAUCCCGGUCGAACAAUACUCAUACCGAGCCAUCUCAACAGCUGCAUUCGAGCAUGUGCAUGGCCUGAGCGCAGAAUUCCACACAGGGAAGAGAACAGGAGAACUAAUAUCGGCCCUGAACAAGGGCAGUGCCAUCAACUCUUUUCUGGAAAUGGUAACUUUCCAGGUCGGACCUAUGGUGUUUGAUCUGAUCGUGGCCGUGGUUUAUCUAUCGAUCAAAUUCGACGCUUACCUGGGUUUGGUGGUUGCGAUGACUACGUUCCUGUACAUCUACGUUACUAUACGGCUUGCGUCGUGGCGGGUUGCGCUGCGCCGAAACUAUGUUACCGCUGAACGUGAGAUGGAAGCUGUCAAGAACGACUCCCUACAUUCUUGGGAUACAGUGAAAUAUUUCAACGCGGAGGAAUACGAGUUCGGCCGCUACAGAUCGGCUAUCAAAAUGAUGCAAAAGUUCGAGUAUUGGGUGGAUGUAACCUUGGCAUACAUGAAUACUGUGCAAGGUGCAUUGUUCAUGAUUGCAUUGCUCAUUGCCAGUUUCAUCGAGGCCUUUGAGGUUGCUCAGGGUGAUCAGACCGUGGGGAAAUUCGUGCUUCUCAUAACCUAUAUGGCACAACUGCAGGGACCACUGAAUUUCUUUGGGACUUUCUAUAGGGUCAUCCAGUCGAAUCUGAUCAACGCAGAGAGGAUGCUGGAAUUGUUCAAGGAGCAGCCUCACGUCGUUGACCGAGAAGGUGCCGAGUCAUUGACAGACUGCGCCGGUGACAUUAUCUUUGACAAUGUUUCAUUCAGCUACGACAAGCGGAGGAACGCUCUUGACCGAUUGUCGUUCCGAUGUGCCCCUGGCACUACGACCGCACUUGUGGGAGAAUCUGGCGGAGGCAAGAGCACCGUGAUGAGGCUGAUAUUCCGAUACUACAACCCCGACUCUGGGGCAAUCAAGAUUGACGGCAAGGACGUACAGGACAUUACGAUCGACUCACUUCGAAGGUACAUUGGCGUGGUUCCUCAAGAUUGCAACAUGUUCAACGAAUCGAUCAUGUACAACCUCAAGUACGCGAAUCAGAAUGCCACAGACGAGGAUGUGUUUAAUGCUUGCAGAGCGGCUUCGAUUCAUGACCGAAUCCUGGAGUUCUCCGAUGGUUACAACACAAAAGUGGGAGAACGAGGUGUCCGCCUCUCUGGUGGAGAACGGCAGAGAGUGGCAAUCGCACGAACGAUAUUGAAGAACCCACGCAUCACUAUGCUGGAUGAAGCCACAGCUGCUCUGGAUACCGAAACAGAAGAAAAGAUUCAAGAAUCGUUCAACACUCUUGCGGAAGGACGGACCAUGGUUAUCAUUGCUCAUCGCCUCAGCACUAUCGUCGGCGCAGAUCAGAUUCUAGUGUUGUCGCAUGGCACGGUCGUUGAAAGCGGGACGCAUGACGACCUUAUUGCGCUUGGAGGCAAGUAUGCAAGCAUGUGGCGCAAGCAGUCCAGGGCGCAGAAGGCCGCUGCCGAGGCUGCGGAGCUUAGAACGCGGGCCAAGAAGGCUUUGGAAGAGGCCGAGGCCGACAGCGCCUCUGUUAGUGAGGAGGAGAUUGAGCACGCGAAGAAGAGAGACAAGGGAUUUACUAAAGGUCACAAAAGGGUCAAUUUCAGCGAGAGCAGUCACUUACGAUCAAGUUGGCAAACUGACGAUAACGAUGGGGGUAACAACUCUAGCGGUGGUCAUGGCCACUCUGGCAAACCACCCGGGCAUCCUUAAGCGUCGAACAGGAAGGCGGCUUUGUGGUCUUAUCCCGGGCUGGACAGCACUUGUGUUGGGGUCUUUUCGGGCUUUCUUCUCGGGGUUUGCUCCUUCUGGUACUUUUCGUUGCUAGGAAGCUGGUAAAAGUUUGACGAGUAUUGACGUUGGCGGCCACGAUGAACGACGAGAUUGAGCAUUCGGAUGACAAGGAAGGAUGUUGA
Molecule: messenger RNA, 3460 nt
Organism: Exophiala viscosa
Lineage: Eukaryota; Fungi; Ascomycota; Eurotiomycetes; Chaetothyriales; Herpotrichiellaceae
Product: mitochondrial ABC transporter ATM
Exons: 2
Coding region: 366-3257 (963 amino acids)
Biological process (GO): transmembrane transport
Cellular component (GO): vacuolar membrane
Molecular function (GO): ATP binding; ATP hydrolysis activity; ABC-type transporter activity
Source: RefSeq, a predicted model, not a curated record